AUGACCUCUCGUAUCCAACACUGCGCCAAGUCCAUGCAAUUUUUCGUGAAUUUGAGUGGGUUUUCCAAUUUUUUUCAAUUUUUUAUAUCAGAUGUCAAGUGUAAUAUAAGAAAUGACGAAAAGUCGCUGCAAUUCCAGAGAACGGGCAAAAAGCCGUGUUGGACUACAAGAUCAAGGAAGGAAAUAUUUUGGACAUGAAGCACACGUUUGUUCCGCCCGAGGGAAGAGGCCAAGGGCUCGCGGAAGAGCUGGUCAGAGUAUGUGUAAUAUUUGCGCUCAAAAAAAAAAAGAAAACGCUCGCUGAUGCCUCGUUUUUCAGGAGGGGUUCCAGUUCGCCAAGUCCAACAAAUUCCAAGUGUACCCGACAUGUUCGUAUGUUCAACGAUAUGCCAAAGAGAUUGCCACUCCCGAGGAGCAAAGUCUCAUUUCGAAGAUGUGGAACAAAGCCAGUUUGUAA
This is a messenger RNA of Bursaphelenchus xylophilus (pine wood nematode), 457 nucleotides long. The record is from the annotation of a GenBank genome assembly. NCBI's taxonomy places the organism in Eukaryota, Metazoa, Nematoda, Chromadorea, Rhabditida, Aphelenchoididae.